This is a messenger RNA of Drosophila melanogaster (fruit fly), 787 nucleotides long. RefSeq lists its product as uncharacterized. NCBI's taxonomy places the organism in Eukaryota, Metazoa, Arthropoda, Insecta, Diptera, Drosophilidae. The transcript has 4 exons. Bases 148 to 639 code for a protein of 163 amino acids. Gene Ontology annotation, biological process: vesicle-mediated transport. Gene Ontology annotation, cellular component: cytoplasm; membrane; endomembrane system. The record is from RefSeq and is marked reviewed.
CACACUAGGUAUGAUCUUGGAUUUAUUUUGGUGUGAAAAUUCCGGAGCAUAAAAACAGAAGAGACCCUUGUAUGUGCAAAACCCCCCGAGAGGAGUGCCGGUAAUUCCAAGUCAGCCACCUGUUGAACAUUAUUCAAUCGCCGCAUAAUGGACAAGUUGCGCCGCGUUCUGAGUGGAGAUGAGCCCACUCCGGAGGAGGAGAGCAGUAUCAUUACGCAGAUCAACGACAUGUCCACUUUGAGCUGGUCCACUCGGAUCAAGGGAUUCGUCAUCUGCUUUGCCUUGGGCAUCUUACUUUCCCUACUCGGCUCGGUCGCCCUAUUUCUGCACAGGGGCAUUGUGGUCUUUGCGGUCUUCUACACUCUAGGAAACGUCAUCUCGAUGGCCAGUACCUGCUUUCUCAUGGGUCCCUUCAAGCAGAUCAAGAAAAUGUUUGCGGAAACACGGCUGAUCGCCACCAUCAUCGUGCUCGUCAUGAUGGUCCUGACGUUCAUCGCUGCUAUUGUGUGGAAAAAGGCGGGACUCACGCUUAUAUUCAUUAUCAUACAAUCUCUGGCCAUGACCUGGUACUCGCUGUCGUACAUCCCCUACGCCCGCGAUGCGGUCAAGAAGACCAUGUCGGCAAUUCUGGAGGUCUAGAAUCAGAUGCGCUUCUGUACAUAGCUCGAGAAAAGCCAGAUUGGUUUGUAGCUUAAGCUAAGACAAUUAAAUCUUUUGUAUUGUAUUAACCUAGCACUAGAACAUAGAAUGUCCUUUAUAUUCUCUUAUUAACAAGUACAAUAAUUCC